AAAAAUAUAGAAUUAUUAUUAUUAUUAUUAUUAUUUAGAUCACUUUCUAAAAAUGAGGUGCAUGUCUGUAGAAGUGGCAGUUGAGAAGUUAUCUUUGUCUUCCUCAGAUGAUUUUUCUAGUGCUUUGAAUUGUGGAAGAACCCCAGUUACCACCAGAAGUAGGAUAGUCGGAGGUCAGAAUGCUUCAGCUGGACACUGGCCCUGGCAGGCUAGUCUUCUUCUGUUAAGCAGGCACAUCUGUGGAGGUUCCCUCAUCAACAAACAGUGGGUGCUGUCUGCUGCCCACUGUGUUCAUGGGUAUCCCACCUCUUAUUUCUCGGUGUUUUUGGGGCGACAGAUCCAGGGAGGCAUCAACCCCAAUGAAGUGUUCAGAUAUGUGAGAUUUAUCAUCAAACAUCCCAGUUACAACAAUUUAACAAAUGAGAACGAUAUCGCUCUUCUCAAAUUGAGAUCACCGGUCCCGUUCACUGACUAUAUCAGACCUGUGUGUCUAGCAGCUCAUAACAGUGUGUUCAACAGUGGCACAGACAGCUGGAUCACUGGAUGGGGAAACAUUGGCGAAGGAGUGCCCCUUCUGUCCCCUAAUGUUCUUCAGGAAGUGGAUGUUUCUGUAAUUGGUAACAGACAGUGCAACUGUCUCUAUGGAGUUGGAAAUAUAACAGACAACAUGAUCUGUGCUGGUCUUCUGGAAGGAGGCAAGGACUCAUGUCAGGGGGAUAUUGGAGGUCCGAUGGUGAGCAUGCAAAGCUCUGUAUGGGUUCAGUCUGGUAUCGUUAGCUUUGGGACUGGCUGUGCUCGACCUGAACUUCCUGGUGUGUACACCAGAGUGUCACACUAUGAGGAAUGGAUCAGUUCCUUGGUGUGUAGCGAUCCUCCAGGUUUUGUGCAGUUUACCUCCACUGGAGCUGAUCCUGACUACAGUUACAGCUGUCCUGGUCUUCCUCCUCCUACUUCCUCAUCAAUAGAAUUUAAAAUGAUAUCUUCUGCAACAGCUCCUCCACAAAAUACUUUGCUAUCAUAUUUGAUGUUGCUUUUAGCAGUACUUGCUUUAUUUUAUAUGUAAAGAUACA
Messenger RNA from Carassius auratus (goldfish), 1070 nucleotides. Its product is annotated as serine protease 27-like. The coding region runs from base 53 to 1063 and encodes 336 amino acids. Gene Ontology annotation, molecular function: serine-type endopeptidase activity. The record is from RefSeq and is a predicted model, not a curated record. Lineage: Eukaryota; Metazoa; Chordata; Actinopteri; Cypriniformes; Cyprinidae. Gene Ontology annotation, biological process: proteolysis. The transcript is spliced from 4 exons.